AUGAAUAGGCUUGCGUACAGUACCACAUGGUCGGCUUCGUUGGAGUUCUCUACACUUACCCCCCUCAACGUGUACGAACAUGGAGAGCAUCCAGGUUGGUCGGACAUGCUCUCUUAUGCGCCUCUUUUAAAUCCACCCCUACGCGAGCAAAUGCCGGUUAAGCCCGUGCGCUGUGGCCAGGCUUCUCUUCUCUACGGUGGUGGAGCAAAUAGAGUUAAAAGCUACCGAUCAGCCAAUCGGAAUGGUGCGGUGUACAGCAGCAGGACUCGCCUGCCACAAGUGCCCUGCACAACUGAGUAA
Hydatigera taeniaeformis is the source of this 300-nucleotide messenger RNA. NCBI's taxonomy places the organism in Eukaryota, Metazoa, Platyhelminthes, Cestoda, Cyclophyllidea, Taeniidae. The record is from the annotation of a GenBank genome assembly.